Medioppia subpectinata is the source of this 651-nucleotide messenger RNA. Lineage: Eukaryota; Metazoa; Arthropoda; Arachnida; Sarcoptiformes; Oppiidae. The record is from the annotation of a GenBank genome assembly.
AUGACACGAGUUGGUGUGAGCGGCCAACUAGAGGUCAUAGUCGGUUCAUAUGUGUGCGACAUUACGGACAGACAUCUGGUGUACGAGACGGCGGCCAAAGUAAAGCGCGAUGUGUCGGCAAUCGAUAUACUGGUCAACAACGCGGGUGUCGUUAACGACGUUUUAAGUGAACACAUUCAGCCAUUUCUGGAAGUGAAGGCUGUGUUGCCGGAUAUGAUGGCCGCAAACAGCGGUCACUUGGUGUCGAUCGCAUCGGCGGCCAAAACUACUGGCUUGUGUCAGCUCACAGAUUACUGCGCCUCGAAAUUCGCUGCCGUCGGCUUUGAAGAGUCGCUGAGGUAUGAGUUGAUUAACGCUAACAAAUUUGGCGUCAAAUCGACAGUAUUUUUGCCUUAUUUAAUAAACACCGGAAUGUUUGCUGGCUUUAAGUCGCCGAUUCUGCCGGCACUGAAGCCCGACUACGUGGCCGACCUGAUCAUGGCCGGCGUACUUACCGAUGCCGAGUUUGUGGCCGUUCCUCGCAUUUUCUAUAUAAUAAACACAUUGAUGGCUAUUUUGCCGGUCAAAGCAUUUUAUAAGGCGUACGAAGUUUUGGGCGGAUAUCACUGGAUGAAGGACUUUGUCAGACGCGAACGCACUAACCAACAUUAG